AUGAGUGGUAUAGGUAAAAUAGUUCAAAUUGACGAAUCUUUGUUUCGAGGUAAACGAAAAUACAAUCGUGGACGUUUAUUACUUGAUAACCAUAAUAAUAAUAAUAAUAAUAAUGUUAACUUACAAAAUUCGAGUUCAUCUUCAAACAGUGAAUCUGAUGACGAUAAUAAUACUGCACAACCAAAUAAUAACUGGAAAUACGAAAGACGAAUCGACGUUAUACCACUUUUACAUCGAAUGCCAAAUUUAGAAGAACUUCGUUCGUAUUUUAAAUGUUCCCGUGAAAAAUCAUUUAUUGAUGGAAAUGAUUUGAAAGCAAAUAUUAUCAAUCAUUUACCACGAUUAAAGACAUUUGCAUUUAAUAUUUGCUCAUUUAUUGAUCAUUAUAAUCAAAUUGAUAUAUUGACAAAUGAAGAUAUCCAAAAUACAUUUAGAGGAUUUCCAAAUAAUCAAAUUAUUUCUUGUGUUAAUGAUUUUCCAGAUAAAAGCGAAGUAUCAUUAUUUGAUGAACAUCCUUUUGAACAUAAAUUUUUUCUUCGAAUUCAAAAGUUAUUUCCACUCAUGGAAGAUCUAAUUGUAACUAAUCGGAAAACACAAUAUGAAAAAUCAAACAACGGCAAUCAAGAUUUACCACUAAUUCAUUAUCAUCAUCUUGCUUGUCUUGAUCUUACUGAAGUUCAUGAUGAUUAUAUUGAACAAUUUUUACUUGCUACCAAGAUAUCCUUACCAUUUAAUCUUGGUCUUCAUGUCGAUUAUCAAUCUAUACGAAGAGUAACACACGAUUUUAAAAAAAUUGGAGCAAGAAUUAAUUGUUCAAAAAUCAAUUGUCUAUAUUCAAUAGAUCUUAUUUCUCGAUCUUCGAAACAUUUCAAAAAGUAUUUUCUUAGUACAGCUCGUUUGUGA
Molecule: messenger RNA, 903 nt
Organism: Rotaria sp. Silwood2
Lineage: Eukaryota; Metazoa; Rotifera; Eurotatoria; Philodinida; Philodinidae
Source: the annotation of a GenBank genome assembly